Molecule: messenger RNA, 1361 nt
Organism: Cuscuta campestris
Lineage: Eukaryota; Viridiplantae; Streptophyta; Magnoliopsida; Solanales; Convolvulaceae
Source: the annotation of a GenBank genome assembly
CCGUAAGCUUAACGGAAGUAGUGUAGCUCGAGAGAGUCUCUCGGGAGGCUGGAUUAGCCACAAGUUGUGGUGAACCAGGGUAAAUCUUGGUGUGCUCCCUUUACUCCUUUUUAUUCCGCUCUUUAGUUUAUCCCUGUGAUUUUUAUUCCGCGAAAAUUUAUAAACAUUCUCGUGCCUCACUAUUCACCCCCCUUCUAGUGAAGGGCACUUAUUCUAACAAUUGGUAUCGGAGCCUAACUAGCGUCCAAACUUAACCGUUUGAGAGUAAAGCGAUCAUGGGUUCUUCUUCUAGAAAUCUUUAUGCAGGGAGAAGGUCAAUCAACUACACGGCCACCUCUUUUUGAUGGAACCAAUUAUACAUAUUGGAAAGAACGAAUGAGAAUCUAUAUUCGUUCCACGAACUUCCGAUUAUGGUUGGUUAUCAAAAACGGGGAAGAGGUGCCGAUGAAGAAAGUCGGAGACAAGUUGAUCCCCAAGACCGAAGACGAGUUUGAUGCCGAGGACAUCAAAAAGGUCGAGAAUUACGCAAAGGCAGUAAACAUGCUUUAUUGUGCCGUAAAUCCUGACGACUACCGCAAGAUCUCCUGCUGCUCAACCGCCAAGGAGAUGUGGGAUAAACUUGAGGUGACGUACGAAGGAACGGACCAAGUACGUGAAGCCAAGAUUGACUUCCUAACCCAAGAAUAUGAGAUGUUCAGGAUGAAGGAGCACGAGAAGAUUGACGAAAUGAAAGGCAUAGCAUUAAAAGCCUUCAAAGAACCAACAAUGAAUGACUCAAGCGACGAUGAUGAAGUCAAGCUUGUCAUGAAGAGGUUUUGCAAACUUCAAAGAAAGAAAGAAAAGGUUGAGGAGGGCCCUGUGUGCUAUGGAUGUGGUGAAGCCGGGCACAUCAAGAACAAAUGCCCGAGAAACGGAAGGAACACUCGACACUCCAAAAGGCAAAGGGCGUAUAUCUCUUGGGGUGGAGACUCCGGCGACGAGUCAACAGACCAAGAUGAGGAUGAAGUUGCCAACCUCUGUCUCAUGGCACACGAAGACCAAACCGACGAUGUACAAGAGGUAUGUACCAUUUCUUCCGACUCUUACACUUUUGAAGAAAUGCAAGAAGCACUUUGUUGGCCUUGAAUGCCAUACCCCGUAACCGUUUUGAUGUGCCAAAUAAGUCUUUCAAAUGCUACUAACAUCAUUUGCACGAAGAAACCAAACGCCAAACCUCUAUUAGCUUGUUUAGCAUCACCGAGAUAUACUCCUACGAGUUUAGAAAUUAUUGUGUAAAGGUAAUAAUAUAUAUUUUAAUGAUAUACUUAUGCCCUUUCACUCAAAAAAUAAUUUUAAAUGUCAAAUAUAUUCUAAGAUGGGGU